CGCCGCCUCUGUCCACGCGUUCGUUCGUCGAUGUCAUCCUUCGUGGACGUGCUCCUCCGCCAACGUGUUUCGUCGCCUUCGAUCGCCAUUUCGGUCGCCAUCGUCGUCGCGGCUCCACGACCACUGCCCCGUCAUCUGCAUCGUCCACAUUGUCCUCCGUCCAUGUGGAAGCACUGGGAAGCAGUCACAGGCGUCCUUCUUCCGCGCACUCUUUCGUCGAAGGAAGCCUUCGUUUACGUGGUCGUUGUUGCCGAUUUGCGGACCAGAUGCCCCCACGGGGAGUCUCAGCGAGGGGCAGGAAAGAUGGCGGGGUGGGCGACGGUGGGGAAACCAACAAAGGGAGAGGCCACAUACCGAAGUGGAAAAGGCAGCGCAUCGAUGACGCGAGCUCCUCACAAACUGAGGACUUCCUCACAGACGAAGUGGCUAUGGUGGACGCGCAAGGGACGACAGGGGUCGUGAGGUUGGGUUUCAGGCGGGAUGGAGUGUCGAGGGAGCAGCUGCAAGCAGCGAGACGCAGCGUUGUUGGCAGUGCUGCCGGGACGGUGCCAAGGUCCCCAAACACGGCAGGGGUUGUCGUCACGGCCGUGCGGGUCGCGGGACAAAUUUUGGCGGCGGCAGGCCAAGGUCAGCCACGUCAGCCACUCCCCCUGCAACACGUGUUGGCGACAGGGGGAGGGCACAUGGCGACCACGCAAAAGGGCGACACGACGGCUACCGCCAGUCAGACGGCGGCGGCAGACCACAAAGCUAAAGGCAGAGUCGUCGAAGGCGCGGAAAGGGUGGGGUUCGACGACAUUGGCCGUGACGAUGGCCGAAGAGACGGAAAGCGGGAGGGCAAUGACGGCGACGACCGUCCACUUGUGUCGAGGGGGAAGGGAGCGCCGAAGGAGGACGAGCUGCAAGAGAAGGCCAAGUUGUGGGUUGAUUGCGACGCUUUCUGGGGUCAGGGCCCCGGGAAACCUCUGAGGGAGGCGGUAGGCGAAUGCACCGACUACUUCGUCGCCGUCGCCAACGGAGACGCAGGAGCUGAGCCACCUUCGAUGCUCAUCAUGCCGCCGAACGAUGUGCCUCGCUUCAAGAUCGACGACCCGGCGCAGCGUGAACCGGCUCUCCGCAGAGCRMGCAGCGUGGAGAGAGUAGUGCUGCGCACCAUCCACGGUUGGAUCUUUAAAUCGCAGUCGAGGUGGACUGGCUUCUGUCGUGCAGAGUCCUACAUCACGGUCGACUUCGCCACGGACCUCGCAUGAGCAGUUUGGCAGGCCUUGGAAUGGU
Molecule: messenger RNA, 1275 nt
Organism: Chara braunii
Lineage: Eukaryota; Viridiplantae; Streptophyta; Charophyceae; Charales; Characeae
Source: the annotation of a GenBank genome assembly